Molecule: messenger RNA, 12984 nt
Organism: Amoebophrya sp. A25
Lineage: Eukaryota; Dinophyceae; Syndiniales; Amoebophryaceae
Source: the annotation of a GenBank genome assembly
AUAACAAACGCAGUACUAGUCGUCGCGAUCGUCUGUAAUUCGACCCGUUUUUGUAGGGGUUGAUGAAGUGCAUGGAUUGCGACAUCUUCAUGAGAGAGCACGCUCUACUCAUGCUGCUGGCAUCUCGGGUUUACAUGACAUGACAUGGCAACCGGCAGUGCAUUCGACUUCCACGAUAAGCCUUCGUUGUUGUACCAUCAUACCACCAACCUGAGCAUCUAGUACUUUCUUGUUGCUGCCCUGCUUGACAUUGACUCGAAGAAUCGGCAUAGGACAAGAAUGCAUAGCACAACCACAACGGACACGGUAGGCACAGCAUCUUCAGCACGACUAGCGCUAGUACAAGAGCUACGAUGACGACGGCGCUAGUACACCAAGAACUAUGAGCAUGAGGACAACUAUCUUCUACUUCUGUACUAGAUGAUCGAUGUAGAUGAUAGAAGCAUAAGCAAGGCUGCCCUUUAUAGAAGUAAAACAUCAAAAAAAUGUUGGUCCUCCGCCAAUUUCUUUGCCUGUUCAGCAUCAACAACUGGCUGUGGAGAUGGCCGAGCCUCUCAAAUUUAAGGCUUCCUCUAAUUCAUCUUGAGAAGCAUUCUGGUCCUGCAGCCUUUUGCUUUUGCUAAGGGGAAUACAGCACGCCAAAUAUGCUCUCCCAGAUGAAUUAAGGCAAGCGCUAACAAAUGUCGGCUAUCGCAAUGACGAGGAACAAAAUAGACGAAUAACUGGAUUUGCUGGAUUUGGUGUCCUCGCCGGACCUGGAUGCAACUCUGACCCUCACGCUUCUCUCGUGACCAGUCGAUGUCCUAACGGAGUAUAUUAUGGAGGCAGCAUCAGCAUGAUCUUGAUCAUCAGCAAACAAGAAAAACAUUAACACUCUCCAAUAGCAAAUAUGAAUAUCAAUAUUAAUUAGAUAAGUCAGAAGUGUUGCCCCAAAAGUACAUCUACAUGCUUACUCGUGGUCCUCGUGUUCAUAACUGCAGAAGGUAGAAGUACUAGACUGUAGCUCCUGUACUACUAGUUUACUUUUAGAAUCAUUUUGAUACGCUAACGCUCAGGCUCACGCAGUGUUGAUCCUGAUGAAGAUGUAGAUUGUAAUGCUUUUGACCCCUUGAGUGCUUUUCGUAGAAGUAAUAUUAACGACCAUAAGGCUCACGCUAGUAAGUACCUCCUCUUGAUGUAGAACAUCUUCAACUUCAUCUUCUUUCUAUCUAAGAUUCUCAAGGUGGCACGGUCGCUGACGGAUCCACGUCAGCGUCUCUCAGGCUGAAUCGAUGCAAGGCGGCGCCCACAGUAUCCAUGACUUCCGAUGGCUCCCCCGGGACGGGCUAUCCAGCAGGACCGCAACUUGUAUGCACUCAACGCAUCUUUGUGCCCUUUUCUGAGUAGGAUUCAAGUAGCACUAGCAUGAUCAUGCGAAAGAGAACUACCAUCAUGGUCAAGAGCCCCUUUUUCAACUAAGUUGCAUAUGUUGUAACAGCAAGAUCAACAUCAUGGUUCUCAAAGAAUUACUUAUCUUCAUUCUACACUGCGGGUCGUGAUCUUGAGUUGAAUGAGUCAACACCUACUUCCUUACAGAGAAAUGAUUCGUCGUCCUCCGUUGAUAUUUCCUCUAGUACCUACGGGGAGAACGGUAGCCCCCUCUACUUCCUCUAAGAGGAGUAUUCUUUCGCUGGUAUGAGCCUUUGGCCUUUCCAUACGACCUUAUGUACGACCGCAGAGAGGCGUAUCACCUGGGCUGUUGUUUCGAGGACGAGUUCAAUGUGCUACAAGACUUCUGCGGAGGCUACCGAGAAAACUAUCUUCUCUCCGGAAUUGCUCCAAGUUGCGAACGAGUUGAGAGGUACAAAGUGAACGGGAUCUAUGCUGUAUACUUAAGGCUGGAACUUCAUCUGAUCGGAUCUGUUUCGUCUUGCCAGUAGUCUAGGAUGACUACUUGAGGCGCGAAUGAAUGGAAGUUGGUGGUGAAUGGAAAUUGGUGGUCACAACUGACACCGAAGAGGAGACCCCCUAAGAGAACAGGGGAAGAGAUGGACGCGCCAGUUGUGUAGGAGGUCUUGCCCCUUCAGCAUCAGUGACCACUGACUGCUGACCUUUAAUAUACACAGUGCCGCGCGCGAAUGUUCGCUAUAGUUGUUCAAAUCAAUAUGAUGUCGCAGAUCUGUGGGAUGUAGGCAACGGCCUACUAGAUUUUCGAAAGAACACAGGAGCCACGCUGGCACAACAACUCUUAUGAUGAACAUGGAAAAAAGUGUUAGUUGUGUACUCAUUAGUAAGUAGUUCUAAGUACUCGAACCCGAUUCCUCCCAGCCGGUGCGGCCUGGCCGCGGUGUGGUGGACCCUUAAUCUUGACCUUAGCCUUGUUAGUGUGCUCAUAGUCAUACAUACUGCUCAAGAAAUUGAGAUCCGAUUGUAACUUCUGCCAAUCCGGCGCGACUACUACAACAAGGCUGCGGUGGAAUCCCCUCUCAGUCUAAACCUAUAAAGCAGCAGUUUGGUACCUAGUGUCUCAUUAAGGAUGACUACAGAGUACUACACUUUUUCCUCUCUUCAUAACUCUUGCCCUACGUGUACGACUAUGGGAACUGGGAUAGUUUUGAUCCGUAUCAGGGGGUGCCCCUUGGCCUGUCCUCACCCUGCGAUAUGAGCACAGCACUGGUCCAAGCACCGACAACGGGUGACAAUGCUGCAGCCUCCACACCAGUUAGCUUUUUUAAGGCUAGUAGUGGGACAUUCAGAUGCGACUUAGAAUGAGUCUGUCUAACUGUUUGAAAAGGUCGACUAAAUAUUUAAGUUACAAAUAGAUCUAGAUAUCAGUGCCUGUUGCUCAGAUUCUUUUCAUCUUAGACUCGAAGGAUCAGGAGUCGUGCAGGAGCAGUAGAAUUUUCCGUAUUUUUGUUUCCUUCGAGGAAGAGUCGAUUACUAGUAGUUUUUUUACUCAACAACGUUGGCGUAUGCCUUUAUGCUCCUAUGUUUCCUCUAUUACUUUCAAUUUCUAUUUCCGUAGUUUUUCCCCACGACGAUCGAUCUCCUUCAUAUGUAAUGCGUUUCGGGGAUUGAAUAUUUUGUACGUGCCCGAGCAGUGUCGUGUUUUGCCGAGUCCGUUAGGCGUCGUUGGUCACCCGAACGAAAUGCGCCAGAGGAAAACGGAGUUCACGUGCCAAGGGGACUUGGUUAAGAUUUUGUUUUUACGUCUUUCUUUUUCUAAGUAGAUGUAGAUCAUGAUUUUCAACGAAGGUGUUCUUGAGCAGAAGCUAGAUCUUGUUCUAGAAGCUUACAACUUGUAUUGUAUGAUCCUCCUCCUGUCUAAUCUAGCAUGGGCCGAUGGCGACGGGCAGUCGGUUCAGUAUGCUGCUACACUAACCAGUGGUGAAAACGUGACGUAUCGCUUGGUUACCCGCAGCGAGGUGCAGCUGCCACAAACUCCAACGCCAAUAGGUCAUUCUACUACCUCCUUCUUUAUGCUUAUGCAUUCUCUCUGUAUUUUGAACCUGCGUCUUUACUUCUAACAGAUUCAUCCUCUUACUCCCUUGUAUAACUCGUAGUUUUUUUCGUAUUCUUGUGCAAGCGGGUGUAUGUACCGCAAGCGGGUGUAGAAAACUGAGAGGCAAUCAACAUUUUUCCUUCGACGUUGUGAACAUUCCUUCGUGGUAUAGACACAAUCCUUCGUAGUUGUAUAGACCACACAACAUGAAGCAUACGUACCACUACUACUAGGUAGCGAAACGUUGAUGUCAGUGAAGCCUCGGGACGUCAGGCUCGUCUGCGGCUUAGACGGGAAGGCCAAGCUCACUACGGGAGCGAAGCCAAGGGAGCUUAGCGUAUAUGUCGAAAUGACAACGCAACUUAUGCUCCUCAGCUUUUAUUCAUCUUUCAGUUUCAGUACUAGAGCAUAUUAAUUACGAACAAAUACAGGAGGUGCUUUUAUUCGCCAAGAAUAGCAGUAUGUAUAAUAUAUAUAUUCUUGCUUGGAGGGAAUUAGCGCAGUCUUCUAAUACGUAGAACUCGACAAAACUAGAACAGGCAGUGGCAGAGAAUCCAGCUGCUGCGGACCUCGACGACUUCUUGGAAGCGGGGUCAACCGGAUGCACGCUGACGGAGUAUGGUCUGUACCAAGAGCGCGGCAAGUAUUCGGACACUGUCAAGGACGCCUGCCCGGGAACCACUACGCUUGCAUCUGGCAUUAAGGCACAGUCCUCAGGCUGUAGAAGUAGAAAGUAUAUUAAAGAAUAAUAGAAAUUAUCCUUCUAGUAGCCUGCGGGAAGAUGAUAAAGCAACCAUUAUUUGAGUCUUCAGAUUUGAAUGAUUCUACUUAAGCAAACCACUUAGCCUCAGGUGAGGAGGAUGGUUUCAACAUCUAAAGGAGCGCUUCUUCUAAUAGAUGCAUGUGCACCGUAGCGCCACUCAUGACGGCACCGAAUUAUAGCAAGCCGCUGGAAUCCCAAGCCGUGUUUUUCACUAUGUUAUGAUGACAUCUUCCACGGAAUUAGUUCUCACGUGCACCUAGGAGAAGCAGUGGUCGUAGUAGAUCUUCAUCGAGACCACUCUACUCGACCGCCAGAAGGAGACUUCACCGCCGAAACAAGGCGACUUCAUACAAUACAAUAUCAAUACAAUUAAUCUCGCACAGUUAUCAGUGCAGACUGCCGCGCGGCGUCAUCUCUACUCCUAUAAUUAUAUAUAAGUACAACUAGGCUUACUCCAUGAUCUUCACUUAUUUUUAUCCCGCCGCCAAUGCAAGAACUUGUUUUGUCCAUGCCCACCUCCUAGCCUCUCUUCAUAAUUUGGGCAAAACUAUCGUUUUGAUGUUUCUCGACAUACGCUGGAUGUAUUUCGGGAUUCUGGGAGAUCCUUCGUUGUCCCCAUCGCUGACACUAGCCAACUGCGGUACCGCUGCGAGAAGACAGAGAGCGGGAUGACGCAUUAUUAUGGAAUAAAGGAUCUGCUUCUACUAGCCGUCAUGGUUCGACCUGUGCUGUUAUCGUCUGGACCUUUGUCUGGACCCUAGCAGGACUAAUCUCUACGGCGGGUACUCCUAACAGUGUCAUCAGGGAAGAUCCACACAUAAGUAUAUGGGAGAGGGGAAAGGCAGUUUUUCAUGAGGAAUAGAAACGCCACAUGAUGGAGGUGGAGGGCGUGGUCUCCAAAUACAGACUGCUCGUCGGCUGAGACGAAGUCGCCAGAGAACUCAACAAGAAGAGAAGUGUAGGUGUGCUAGCAAACUAGCGAUGACAUGACUCCUAGAAGUUGUUGACGUCGAUGCAUUAUUUCGAGUUUCCUAAUCAAAAUGGAACUGGAUCUUUCUAGUCUGGCCGCUGCUUCUAAGGUUACCUGAGGCCUUUGCUGCCAGCCGCAGAUAGCGCGUCGUUGUAUCCAGUCUUCGUAAACGAGAUGUGCGACAUGCGACCCUUGUGGAACGAAUUUCGUGUUACGAGGACAUGAUGAGUUGUAGAAGAAGGCAAUUUUAGAGAUUUGGAUAUCGUCUUAGACAUCUUAGUCUUGUUCAUGUUAUAACAGAGCAAUUUAUAAGGUUUCACGGCUCGCAUGGCAUGGAGUGCAUGGAUCGCAUGGAGUAGCAUGGAGCUAAAGGGGGAGCUUCUUGCGCCCCUUAAAGCUAUGCGCUCCAUGCACUCCAUGCUACUCCAUGCACUCCAUGCGCCAGGCGUGCUAUAAACUACUCUGUUAUAAAGAUAAUUCAAUAUCUUUCUCCAGCAAAAAUUGUACUACUAGUUGUAUCUUCUGCUCUAAUCGUGGACUCCUAAACUUGAAGGAAUGCGAACACAUGCCACGGCCAAAAGGUAGGAGCCUUUUCUUUCUGUGCGAAUGGGUGUCGCCAGUUGCUGCAGCCGAUAAUUAAGGGUAGAGAGUUUUAUCUUCCGGUUCCACGGUCUAGGUCGGAGAUCUUCUACCUACAUACACAUUCAUAGACAUUAAUUACGACGAUGUCGAUGAAACAUGAAGUUAUUUAUGAGUAAAACCACCAGCAUCUAAUGUAAACUGCAAUGGCUUGGGACUCGUGAUAGCUCUUUUUCUUUGAAAGACGUAGAUGGAGCAACGGUUGGCGUUGGCGAUGUGCGAGUCAUGUGCGACCGUCAAACCGGUAUCGCGUUUUUGACCGCUAGGCCUGCCUAUACGUACAGCUAUGGCUCCAAGUUUGAUAGAGGUAGAUGAGCUGCGACUCAACACGUUGUUUAAGUUUAUUCUAUUGAGAAGAGCACCAACGACAGGGACCUCGUUAAGUGAAAUGAAGCCAGAAGAACAUCGAUCAUCUUCACUUGCUCUCAUUUGGAAUGAAGAACUAGUACAUCAACAUUUAAUAGCUGACCCGUUUGGAAUGAAGAACUCCAUCAACAUUGGAGUCGCUCUAAUACAGGGAAAGAGUGUACUCGAAUCCACGUGUAGUGCGAACCUGUCACUCCAGCUUGGACUUCGCAGUCUACGGACCCGCAAGCAAGUGCGCUGAGGCUCUUAUAUAUCCGGUGCCAGGAGGUAGCACUGGAGAGCGGUGCACAACUGCGCCAACCUUUGCAGCGGAAGACUCGAGUUAAGACAGCUGCUGAAGCAUAUUUUCAUUUCUAGUAGUACAAGCCGUUUUCCAAAACUUAGUUGUGACGACGUCCUCCUCGGCAUUGGAUCGGGGAAAUGAGCUGCUUCAUCAACUUUUAAUCCAAUAUGCUCUAUUUUUUUGGUGGCAUCACUUCGGCUGCUCUUUCUGCGAGGGCGUCAGCACUGGUGGCAAUCGCUCUGCACACAGACCGAACCGCAAUACGGUACGAGUGCACUGCAGAUGGCCCGACUCCAUACAUUGGCUCAGCGGGUACGAGUCCGCUUCUGGUAGCACCCACAUGCAGCAUGGGGACAGAGCUCCAAAGUGUCUUCGACGCGGGGUGGCUCGUCAUUUCCACUGUCUGUAAAACACUACCGCACCCGGCGGUUGCGAUCGCGACAGGGAGUAUGUUAAGGCUUGUGUGCUGUCCUGGAGGGGACAAUAGCACCAUGAUUUCUUAGAGGACGUAGCAGAGAGGGGGUUUGCAAUUGCAUCUGAAUACCUAUUUUUAAAUAUUUAUUUACAAGUUGAAAAACAGCUCUUCAAAGAGCAUAUGUUUCGUCAAGACAAAAUUGGAACAAUUGAGUCGAUAUAACUACAGGUACAGAAUUUUCUUGGUAAUCGUCAUGGUCUUCCCGCCCUUCUAACUACGUACGCGUGUAGCGAGGACGGCGCACUCAGCAAUACAGCGAAGUCCCAGGGUUACCGCUUAGUGAAGUCAUCUACAUUUGGAACGGCUUCGGAAGUGACAAUUGACAGUGCAGCUGCCGUUACGCUAGCGUGCGAUGCAACAGGUAGUCUUGUCCUUGUAGAAAGCUCAACCGGUACUCAGCUGCGCAUUGCGUCUGCUGCUACGACGACCACAACAUCAACGACGACCACAGCAUCAACGACGGUCGCAGCUCCUGCCACGACGUUCUUGCCGCCGAAUACUCCCAGUCCAACUAAUUUAUCAGCAUGUGAGCCGCCGUCACCCUAUGCGAGUCAGAAUGCGACCGUGGUCGUAAGCAUGAAGAUUGAGCUGUCUGUGUCGUCCAACUCUACCUGUGACCUGGGCACCGACGCAAACGCACUUUUAAGACUCACACUGAUUAAGAGCGUCGACAGUGGUAUGUCGUCUCCUCAUGUAGUGAUUCCCUCUCGGAGACGGCAUUCCCUCUCCUCGUUCUCAAUCAGUGCCGCCAUAGGUCGUAAUGCCGUAAGGCUCAUCCAGAGGGGACCUCUAAGCCUCAUAGAAGAUGCAAACUGUGCGGCGGAAAAAGCAGGAGUGGAGGCUACGAUGGCAAGCAUACUGGAACUUGCAGCGGAAAUGGUUAAAAUAGUCGCGUCCGCGAGGCUUGAGAACAACCUUUUGCCUGCAUCAAGGAAACUCCUAGCAACGGCGCCGCCCAGUGGAGUAAGUACCAAAACCAACGACAGUGUAUGUGUAUUUCUGGUUUUCUGCACUAAGAAGGAGACAACUGAGUCUCAAUUUCUAGUACAGGUAGACCACGUAGACUGAGUCUCAGCCGCCUAAUUACUUACUAUUUCUAGAUGAGCACCAGCACGACUCUCAUGAUGAUUAGCCAACACAACGCUGGCGAUUGAUCAUCACCAGGUGGACAACCCUCUUAAAGAACAAACCACCCUCUUAUCAGGUGGAUCGACUACGCCUCUGGGGAUUUCCUAUGAAAUUGUGAGCAAAGCCAGGGAGGUUCCGCUUGUGUUGGCAAAGGCUGCCAACUCGGCAGAGUUUUUAGCUCGAAGCGCGUCAUACAUGCCUGCAGGACGUGAGGUCGUCGCGGUGGACCUAGAGACAAAAAUACCCGCGACAAUUAUGCUCUACUUUUUUCACAUAAGAAAAUACAAAAAAGAUACAUGCCGAGAUGAUGACCAGGGGAGAUCAUGGACAGAGAAGUGGUAGUAUUCACUCCGGGUAGUAGUAUUUUUCACUCCGGGUAGUAGUUGUAUUCCCUUCGGGUAGUAGUAUUCACUCCGGGUAGUAGUAUUCACUCAGGACCGAGACCUAGUAGAGUAUUCACUCCCUUUAUUCUAAGUCGGCAUUGCUCAGUGCAAAUAUGGAGGUUGUACCUAGUGUGACUACCACGACAACGGCGGUCAGCGGCGGUAGUUAUGAGCCCAAAGUCUGUUAUCAUUCUCAAGCUUCUCAAUCUACUCAAGUAGUGACUAGAGUGAAGAUAAUGAUAAUGGAUUUCGGUUUCAUAUAUGUGCGCCGGGUAUUAGUGACGCCACUGGCUCAGAGAGCGCCGAUAUGUACAGUGAUCCCAUGUUUAUAGUUAUCGUGGGCGCGCUGAUAGGUCUGGCAUUGAUCGCGAGUGGCUUAUUAUGGCCUCCUGUGGAGUAUUAAAUCGAAACCGGAAAUCUAUCUUCAGAAGAACAUCAAGAAGCGUACAUAGAAGUACUUGAUGUGGCCUUCUUCUUGUCUCAGUCUCACUCUCUACUUAUAAGUGUGAGGGUGGAGAUGAAACAGAAACUUCCACAGUAGACCAAGAGGACCCAGAAUGUGGAUCAUAAUUUUCAAAAAGAUGGAUCAUUCUCCCAUAGUUCCGAGAUGAAGGUCGUGAGACGAUGAAAAUAAUCUCGUCUUUACUCUUGUUCUAAUCCGUGCCGUAUUGCUUUAUCGCGCGCCGCGAUCGCUACCGAGUGCGGGACCACCCAGGGAGGUGUCGAAUGUGACGAGAUCCAGCUUAGAUCAUGGCGGCCGCCUUGACACGUCACGGUUUGACUCGUCACGUUAAGGCUCCUUCCGCUAAAGCAUGUGCAUGUUGUCCAUAAAACUCCUGUCCAUGUGGUCCUUGAAAAUAAAUGGUUCUUUUUCUACUCGAAAAAGACGAGAAGCCAAGCCUCCAAGGAUUUAAAGACCUGUUGACGCUCAAGGAAGACGAAGGUGCACACGCGGUACUACUAGCUCUAAUCCCGGUUUGACUCAUGUCUAUCUGACGCUGGAGAACGGCGUUUUAGCGUUGGAUCCCUAAAGACUGAUCGUUCAGUCUCUAUGUGGUCCAAUAGAAGCUCUGUUGGGCUUUCAGCUCCCCCUUUAUGGCGGUCGUUUGUAGUCUUACCUAUGUACGUGUUUGCUGCUCUUUUGUGCUGUACGUGUACUAGGCUCUUGUGUACCUGUAGUAUGCUCUGUACAUGUUGAAUGGUUCCGGUAUUUGGUAAAAACCUGAUUUUGAUCAUAUUCAUUGGAAAGCAAGAAGACAUGAUGUGCGCUUCUCAGUGCCUGUAUGCUCUUACCAUCAAAUUAGGUAAGUAGUACCUACACUUGAAGUAAAAAUCGGCGAGCCCUUCUAGUCGCAGUUCAGUACUAGUUUCGAAUAACAACUUGUUCUGUAUUAAUUUACUACAAGUACAGUCUUGGAGGUCUAAGAAAGAUGGGCGAGGACAGUCCCGUCACGAGGGACGCUGGAGUGAGGAUCCGCAACACGUCUCUCUUGAAGUCUGAGCCUUACUCUCCUAUGGGUCUAGAUGAAGACGACUCAAAACCGGUGUACAACCCGAGGACCGCGAGGAUAAUGGGCUCAGUAGAUGCAGACCAGGGUUUAGGCGAUCCUAGUAGAGCAGAGGACAACUACCCGCCAGCUGGUCAAGGGCCGACUCGUCAACCAUGGCAAGGCCCCACGACACGACAAACUCGAGGCUUAUAUACUGUUCCAUCUUUAUCUCGGAUUCUCAUUCUUCUUUGAUAGAAGUACAAGUAGAAGUAGAAUUCCUGUUCUUGAUCAGGUACUUUUUAGAGUACUUGGUGUACUAAUUUCUACUGCUCGUUACUUAGAAAACUCUUCUGAUGAAGAUGUACUAGUAAAUUUAUAUUCUAUCUCCUGAUGUGGACGUAGAGUGUGAGUGAGAUGUAUAAAUCUUCCGUGUACAACGUAGUACAACGAACGAACCUGUAGCUGCUGUGUCCAUUGAUGUACGGCUAAAGUCUAACAAGAGCGUUCGAUGAACAAGCGGAGGACAAGUGGAAUGAUCCGGAGCCCACGUCUUCACCUGUACUAGCGCAAGAACAAGAAGAUAGUGGUCAUGAUAGUACGGCUAAAAUCUACAAUAUUGAUAUUCGGUUUUGGUUUUUUAUCUAGUUAUGUCUGCUCCACGACCACUCAUACUAGAUUAUAUGAUGAGAGAAGAAGCAGUUCUUGCCAAAUCGUGGCGAAGAUAUUAGACUUAGCGGACGCGAAGCAUGAAGAUACUAUCUUUAGCGAAGAAUUUUUCUUAAGAGGAUUUUUGUUGUUGUCUUCAUCUAAUCACCACCGGAAGCAAGAACCCGAUGAAGAAGAGGAAGAUAUAGCGAAUUAUAUAGCGAAACGGAAACAAGUGAAAAGCAAAAGCGUGCGCAGCAAGAUCAAGAUGAUGAGUGUAACUCCAAAUAGAGUUGUAGAACAAGAAGGAGUAGAAGAUGUUGAAGCAGUAGAAACUCGUCCCAACUACUCGAAGAAAUCAUCACGACGAAGUCACCGCUCUUCUCGAUCAACGCCGGUCAAAGCAGCUACAGCGAGGACGCUUCCUGACGCGGCUGCUGCAGGAGGCAAGAAGUCUAUGAUCAUGGGAGAAGACCUUCAUGAGACGACAACAACAAGAGCUAAUAUCAUAGACGAGCAGACUAUUGAUGUUUUACUAGUCCGCGAGGACGAGGAUAAUAGACCCAGUAUUACUUCGAUUACCUUGAUCCCUGAGCAGGAUGGGGCUCAGCGAAUUGCCAAUGCUCCCGGUGAAAUAGACACUGAUGCUGCUGCAGGUGCUGCUGAUGCGUCUCCCUCUACAACUCCUUCACGACGACCUACUUCUGAUAUUAUUAAAUCAAUAAAAAAAGCGGAAAAAGAGAAACGAAAAGCUGGCCGUGAAAGGCGAAACGCCGGGGAAGUUGAAAAAGCAAGAAAGGGAAAGAAAAAAGAUGGUGACGAUGCUAGUACUCCGGAACCAUCUAAGAGCACAACUACAGCUAGCGUCACCAAAAACAACAUGUCUCCAUCUGGAAUAGAAGAAUCUUCAGUUUUGGUCGAAGUUGAGGCUGUACCACCGCCAGAUGAUGCAGAUGCACCCACUCUUCCAUCGAAAUCAGCAGCGGAAACGGCACCCACUCUUCCAUCGAAAUCAGCAGCGGAAACGGCUUCGCAAGUCAAGAAGAAAAAGUAGGUCAGAAAGGAGGGCCUAUAGAAAUAUUUAUAUAUAAUUAAGCGGGAGGAUGCUCCAUGACCAACACCAACCUCUACAACAGGAGCGGAGGUUGUUAUAGCGACUACAUCUUCUAUAACAACUACGCCUGCGGUGGAUUACUUGGACGACAUUGAUUACUUAUAGUGUCAGGAAUUAGCUUCGACCUUUUUGAGCGAGGUUGUUCUCUUGAAGCACGAAUUGCAUGCCUGCUACAGUACGUCAAUGCUUUUUUCCUGACUGAAUCAGUGAAGGAACACACUCAUUUGUUUACCCAUAAGGAUAAGCAUCACUGAUGGAGAAAAAUAUUCUCAAAAAACCACGAUCAUGCGUACUUCGCACUAAUGAAACUAAAGUAGACCAAGAACUUCAGCAUGAAAUUAAAAGUAAUACUUCAUCCACUCUUUCUAGUUGUAAUGCAUCAAGUUCGACGUCCUCGUCCUGCUUAGGCUUCCGAUUUUUUGAUUAUUAGCAUGGACCAACAAGCACCACGUUAUUCAUCUUCGCUCCGAAGCUUAUUAUUAACAUGGACCUGGAAUCUGUUCGUUAUUUUCAAUGAUCAUGUAAGUAAAAAAUAUGUCCUUACAUUGCUUUGGUCGUCCUCGUCGUCGUCCAGCACUUCCAGGAAACCCGAAGAAGGAACUUCUUCCAUUUUUUCAUCACCACAAACCGACUACGUAACUGUAAAGCAUUGUUUUCGUCCGCGGUUUCGUUUUCCAAAGAAUUAACUAUGUGUAUGGCUAUCGAAUGUAUUCACCGCAACUGAAAUUUUGAUAAUUUCCAAUUUCUUCGAAGCAGGGAGUCACUGAAAGGAAAAGCUUGAAUAAACUUCGUUGUAUUACAACCCCUACUCAAAUCAAGGACUAGAACUAUAUAAAUUUAUAUGAGCAGUAAAUGUAAAUCUGCCUUCUUCUUGCAAAUAAAUAAGCAGGGUACUUAAUACUAAAACUAAUAUUUAACAUGGGCCAAGGCCAUCUUCAGUAAUCAUAAUUAAAAAUUCAAAAAAACAUUUUUCUACGAACAACUUUUCCAAGAACAACUGCUAAAAAUAUAUUACACUGUCAGUGAUGUCGAUGAAUUCACAAUACUGACGCAAACUACGUGAAGCUGAAGCAGGGCAGUUGGCUUCGAAAAUCGGCUUCACUGUGCUUCUACUUUCUGUCAUUAGUACCAGGACUCGGUGCUCAAUGCGCAGGGCUGACGCUGAGGCGGGUGCCUUUCUAAAUCUAAAUCUACUCUGUCCGCAAGCUGCACAUGCCUCCACGGAUCUGGAGAAUGGUACAUUCGCG